AUCAGAGACCGAAGUCGGCGUUGGCUGAGGACGUGCAGCAGCGGAUGCAAGUUGUUGGUUGUGUCGUCCGGCUAAUGUGCGUGCAUUAUCCAAAUUUUUAACCUUCAGUAUUAAGUUUUUCUCAUAUUGUAGCAAAUAAAAUGUCGGAUGAUGAGGAAGUGCAGUACACAAGGAGGCCAAGAACCGUACACUAUGGCUCUUUGGAAGAGUCUGAAAGAAAUAGGAUCAACUCUGGCAUCAAUAAUGAUUCUAAUAAUGAUGACAGUAGUAUGCCGAGUGCUCUCAUUGGAAACGUACAUACUUCCAAUGAGUACAUGGAGUUGGAGGAUGACAUGAGCAAAGAUAGGCAGGCCCUACUUGAAGAAUUUGAACGGAGGAAUAAAGCAAGGAAAAUCAAUGUCUCCACUGAUGACUCUGAAGUCAAAAAGAAUUUGAGACAUUUGGGAGAGCCAAUUUGUUUGUUUGGUGAAGGACCAGCAGACAGAAGAAACCGAUUGAAAGAAUUGUUAGCUAGUUUAGGUGAGGAUGCUAUAAAAAAGAAAGAAGAGGAUGACAAAUCUGCACAGCCAGAAAAAGAUCCAGAGACUACCUGGUAUCACGAAGGGCCGGACUCACUUAGGAUAGCUCGCUUGUGGAAUACAGCAUAUUCACUUAAACGAGCAAAGCGAAGGCUGGAAGCAGCCAGAAAAGAAUUGGAGACACCUGGUGCUACCAGAACUGCCAAAAGGCAGGAGUUAUUGAAAAAAGUGCAAGCACUGACAAUACAUCAUUCACAAGUUGGAGAUAACAGACCUUUAUCUUAUUGUCAAUUUAGCCCUAAUUCUAAAAUACUUGCCACAGCCUCGUGGUCUGGUUUGUGUUAUCUCUGGUCAGUACCAGACUGCAAAUUACUAAGAACACUGAAGGGCCAUUCGUGUAAUGUUGGGUGCAUAGUUUUUCACCCUAAGGCAACGAUCACAGAAGAUAUUUUUGAAGAGAGGGUUUCAAAUACUUGCAUAUUAGCUAGCUGUGCAAGUGAUGGAUCAGUUAAGUUGUGGGGUGGUGGCAAAGGGGAGAAUACAUUGGCAGAAGUUGAAGGUCACACUGAGAGGGUUUCGAGACUCGCUUUCCAUCCAUCUGGUAGAUUCUUGGGUACCUGUUGUUACGAUUCCUCGUGGCGUUUGUGGGAUUUGGAGCAGCAAGCUGAAGUCUUGCAUCAGGAGGGUCACACCAGACCUGUUCAUUGCAUCAGUUUUCAGGUUGAUGGAUCAGUCGUGGCAACCGGUGGUCAGGACUCCUUCGGCCGUGUAUGGGACCUCCGUACCGGUAGGUGUGUCAUGUUUAUGGAAGGCCACCUCAAAUCGAUAUUCGGCAUCGAUUUCUCUCCGAACGGAUAUCACAUAGCAACGGGUUCGGAAGAUAAUUCUUGUAGAAUUUGGGACUUGAGAAAGCGAUCGUGCAUCUACACGAUUCCUGCUCACAUGAAUCUUAUUGCCGACGUCAGAUAUCAGAAGGAGGAGGGCCAGUACCUGGUGACAGCGUCGUACGACGGCACUGCCAAGAUAUGGUCUAGUAACGCGUGGCAGCCGCUCAAGACUUUACCCGGUCACGAUGGCAAAGUCAUGUCCGUUGACGUGUCCUCGGAUAAUAAGUUCAUUGCCACGAGUUCCUAUGACCGAACGUUUAAACUGUGGGCGCCGGACUCGUAGUUAGCCUAAAGGACGUGUAAAGUAGGUCGUAUUUUUGUUACGUGCUAAGUGAAUUAUUUGAAGAAUGAAAAAUUUGUACAUACGUUUUCUAGAAUAAAAUCAAGUAAAAUCUA
This is a messenger RNA of Nasonia vitripennis (jewel wasp), 1801 nucleotides long. It is a transcript of the gene U4-U6-60K, whose product is annotated as U4/U6 small nuclear ribonucleoprotein Prp4. The record is from RefSeq and is a predicted model, not a curated record. The transcript is spliced from 5 exons. Lineage: Eukaryota; Metazoa; Arthropoda; Insecta; Hymenoptera; Pteromalidae. Gene Ontology annotation, molecular function: U4 snRNA binding; protein binding; U6 snRNA binding. Gene Ontology annotation, cellular component: U4/U6 x U5 tri-snRNP complex. The coding region runs from base 141 to 1688 and encodes 515 amino acids. Gene Ontology annotation, biological process: mRNA splicing, via spliceosome.